GCCUCAUAACUCCCGAGCGCUGGGGUCAUAAAGUGGCUUACUACAGUCUAGCUUGGAGGAGGGUCCAAGGGGGGCCCUUAGACGCCUGGAGGUCUUGAUCCCGUAACACUUUCAGGGCCCUGGCCUGUGUUCCGCUGCCUUAGCUAGUGUCGGAGCGUGCCCUUGAACCCGAGUGCCAGUUUCGCAAUCUGGUCCUAACAGUCUCCUAGCUGUGACCUCCAGCAAGUUAUUUAGCUUCUCAGAUCUUCUCCUCACUUUCCUUGACUGUAGGACAGUACCUAUGGCAAAGUGUUGUGAAUUGUGAGGCCAGACUAACUAGUUCCAAUCCCAGUUCUGCUGAACUGGUUGUGACUUUGGACAACCACUUAAUAAUAUUUCCAACCAUCUUUUUUUCUUUCUUUUCUUUUUUUUUGUCUAAGAUAAGAAGAAGGAUUAUUUGAUGGGCUGUUUUAAAUCUUAAGGUAUUUGACACAGCCUAAAAUAUGUGUCAAUAAACAGAAAUAAUAGUAUUUUCUACCUUGAUCCUCAAAGCUACAGCUGUGAAGGCAGAAUAAAUGGAAAAGUAGACCUCCAAGCCUUUGCACUAUGCAGUUUGCUUCACAUCUCUUGCCCAGACAGGCAGGGAUAUAUUGGAAAGGGUUGUACCUCCAAAAAAGAUACAGUGACCAGGCUCCUUGUUACCCCAGUUUCCCCUUUCCUUAGUCGUGAUCACCGUGAGGAUUUGCUACGUUUUUCAUUGUUUCUGAACCUGUUUUAGCCCUACUGCUACCAUUCAUAUAGAUUUAACCUGAUAUGUGCCAGAUCCUUUACUAGUAACGAAGAUUUCUGACGUCCUACCAGCCCUCAGAGACUUCACUGUAGAAGAGUACGGUUUCUUGUUAAAAUACAGACUCUGAUUCCAUAGGUCCGGGGUAGGACCCGAGAUUCUGCAUUUCUAACAAGCGCCCAAGUGAUGCUGAUGAAGCUGAUUCGAGAACAGCACUGAGUAGUAAUAGGUCGAGGAUUUUACAAACUGGUGGGUGGUGGGCGGCUCCAGGCAAAAGGCAAAGUCCGGGUUAACUGCCUGAAGACUUGAGGUGGUCUCCGCCCCUUUGCUUGAUGAGGUUCCCUCCCAGGAACCCGACACGUGACGGGCGGGACAGCCCUCACCGAGUACAAGAACCCUGUAAGUUCCGUGGCUCCGAAGAUGCCGCCCAACCCGCCCUCCCUGCUCCUGCGGCUUGUGCUGCUGGUGCUGCUGUCUCAGGCCGAAGGGAGAUUCACUCGCUCCUUCGUAGUGGAUCGGCAACAUGACAGAUUCCUCCUGAAUGGGGUCCCGUUCCGUUACAUUUCUGGCAGCCUGCACUACUUUCGCGUACCUCCAGUACUUUGGGCCGACCGGCUCCUCAAGAUGAAAUUGAGCGGCCUCAACGCUGUACAGUUUUAUGUGCCCUGGAACUACCAUGAGGCAGAGCCUGGGGUCUAUAACUUUAAUGGCAGCCGGGACCUCAUUGCCUUUCUGAAUGAGGCAGCUAAAGUGAACCUGUUGGUCAUACUGAGACCAGGACCUUACAUCUGUGCAGAGUGGGAGAUGGGAGGUCUCCCAUCUUGGUUGCUUCGAAAACCUAACAUUCGUCUGAGAACCUCAGAUCCAGCCUUCCUUGCUGCUGUGGACUCCUGGUUCGAGGUCUUGCUGCCGAAGAUAUAUCCAUUUCUCUACCACAAUGGGGGAAACAUCAUUAGCAUUCAGGUGGAGAAUGAAUACGGUAGCUACAAGGCCUGUGACUUCAAGUACAUGAAACACUUGGCCGGCCUCUUCCGUGCAUUACUAGGAGACAAGAUCUUACUCUUCACCACAGAUGGGCCUCAUGGACUCAAAUGUGGUUCCCUUCAGGGCCUCUACACCACUGUAGAUUUUGGCCCAGCUGACAAUGUAACCAAAAUAUUUUCCAUACUUCGGAAUUAUGAACCCCAUGGGCCAUUGGUGAACUCUGAGUACUAUACAGGCUGGCUGGAUUACUGGGGCCAAAAUCAUUCCACACGGUCCAGUCCAACUAUUGCCCACGCCCUAGAAAAAAUGCUCAAGAUGGGAGCCAGUGUGAACAUGUAUAUGUUCCAUGGAGGCACUAACUUUGGAUACUGGAAUGGUGCUGACGAGAAGGGACGCUUCCUUCCAAUCACUACCAGCUACGACUACGAUGCACCCAUAUCUGAAGCAGGGGACCCCACACCUAAGCUUUUUGCUAUUCGAAGUGUCAUCAGCAAGUUCCAGGAAAUUCCCUUGGGACCUUUACCUCCUCCGAGCCCCAAGAUGAAGCUUGGACCUUUGACUAUGAACCUGGAUGGGAAUUUACUGGCUUUCCUAGACUUUCUCUGCCCCCACGGCCCCAUCCAUUCAGUUUUGCCAUUGACCUUUGAGGCUGUCAAGCAGGACCAUGGCUUUAUGUUGUACCGUACCUAUAUGACUUACUCUGUUUUUAAACCAACACCAUUCUGGGUGCCAAAUAAUGGAGUUCAUGACCGUGCCUAUGUGAUGGUAGAUGGGGUAUUCAAGGGUGUUCUGGAGCGGAACUUGAAACACCAACUGUACCUGACUGUGAAGGCAGGAGCCAAGCUGGACAUAUUGCUGGAGAAUAUGGGGAGGCUCAGCUUCGGGUCUAACCACAGUGACUUCAAGGGCCUGUUAGAACCACCACUUCUGGGGCAGACAAUCCUCACCGAGUGGAUGAUAUUCCCUCUCAAAGUUGAUAAGCUUGUGAGGUGGUGGUUCCCCCUGCAGCUGCUGAAAAGAGCACAGCCUGAAGCUUCCUCUGUCCCUGCCUUCUACUCCACGACGUUUUCAAUUGUAGGCUUACUUGGGGACACGUUUCUCUAUCUACCUGGCUGGACCAAGGGCCAAGUGUGGAUCAAUGGGUUUAACUUGGGCCGAUAUUGGACAAACCGGGGCCCACAACAGACCCUCUAUGUGCCAAGACUUCUGCUGUUUAGCAGAUCAAUCAACAAAAUCACUUUGCUGGAACUAGAAAAUGUGCCUCAUGACCCAAAAAUCCAAUUUUUGGAUACACCUAUCCUCAAUAGCACUUUGCAUUGGGGGUAUACCUAUGUUCUCUCAGAGCAACAAAAGUCAUAUGAACCAAUGGAGUUAAGUGGGCACUGAAGAAAGAUUACCCUUGAGUCUGGGACACAGGGCAGGAUCCCUUGGUGCAGGCCACAGUGACCAUAAGAAUCAAAGGCUACAAUCCCUCUGAAUGUAAGUACACAUACAGUUUCCUUUCCAAACUUUACUGUGAUUAAAAUUCCAAAGACA
Molecule: messenger RNA, 3286 nt
Organism: Psammomys obesus (fat sand rat)
Lineage: Eukaryota; Metazoa; Chordata; Mammalia; Rodentia; Muridae
Gene: Glb1l
Product: galactosidase beta 1 like
Exons: 16
Coding region: 1187-3136 (649 amino acids)
Biological process (GO): carbohydrate metabolic process
Cellular component (GO): vacuole
Molecular function (GO): beta-galactosidase activity
Source: RefSeq, a predicted model, not a curated record